AUGCAUAUCCAAAUUACCCAAGAAAUUAAAGAAAAGGCUGACAAAGGAAAUGCUUACCCGAAUCUUGGUGGAGUCUUAUACAGUUUCGGUAAUUACGAAAACGCCAUAGACGGCCUCAACAUAUAUCUCAAAAAUGUCAAAGAAGAGGGAGACAAGGCUGAGGAGGGCAAUGCUUAUUGCAAUCUAGGCAUUGCUUUUCAUAGACUCGGAGAUUUUAAUAAAGCCAUACACUACCACAAACUGCAUCUUAACAUUGCCAAAGAAUUGGGGAGUAAAGCUGGAGAAGGAACUGCAUAUUGCAAUCUUGGCUGUGCUUUCAACAAUCUCGGUGAUUUAAAACAAGCCAUGGAUUAUCACAAUUUGCAUCUAAAAAUUGCCAAGGAGGUGGGAGAUAAAGUUGGUGAAGGAAAUGCGUAUGGCAAUCUGGGUACCGCUUUUGCCAGUCUCGGUGAUUUCAAAACAGCAAUAGAAUAUCAAAGUCUUCGUCUUAAAAUUGCUAAAGAAGUGGGAGACAAGUGCUGGCGAGGGUUCUGCUUAUGGAAGCCUAGGGAACGCAUUCCACGGAUUGGGUAAUUUUCAAAAUGCUGUCGACUAACAAAUGCUAAGUCUUCGAAUUGCUAAAGAAGUAGGAGACAAGGCAGCGGAAGGAACUACCUAUGGUAACCUUGCAAAUGCUUUCCUCGGUCUUGGUGACAUUCAACGAGCCGUCGCCUACCAAAAUCAAUGUCUUGGAAUUGCUAAAGAAAUAGGAGACAGGGCUGGGGAAGGACGCGCCUAUGGCAAUCUAGGAAAUGCUAUGGAAAAACUCGGUGAUGUCCAGAAAGCCGUCGACUAUUACAACUUACAACUUAAAGUUACCAAAGAAACAGGAGGCAAGAUUGCGAAAGGAAUUGCUCACGGCAAUCUUGGAAACGCUUUUUACCGUCUCGGUGACCUCAAAAACUCCAUAACGCACCAACACCUACAUCUUGGAAUUACCAAAGAAGUGGGCGACAAGGUUGGCGAGGGAAAAGCUUAUGGCAAUCUUGGAAAUACUUUUCACCAUCUCGGAGAUUUUCAAGCAGCAGCAGACCACUACAAUGCGUGUCUUAAGAUUUCUAAGGAAGUAGGAGACAAGGCUAUGGAAGCCAGCGCGUAUGCUAAUCUCGGAAAUACUUUUCAUGGACUUGGAAAUAUCAAGAAAGCCAUGUGUUACCAGAAACUAUGUCUGAAAAUUGUCCAUGAAAUUGGAGACAAAGCUGCUGAAGGUGCCUCGUAUGCCAAUCUUGGUCGUUAUUUUUACAGUCUCGGUGAUUACAAAAAGGCGAAAGAGCAGCACAAACUACAUCUUAAAAUUGUCAAAGAAAUGGGAGACAAGGUUGGCGAAGGAAACGUUUAUGGCAAUCUUGGAAAUGUCUAUCACAGUUUAGGUGAUUUUCAAACAGCUCCAGAGUACCACGAAUUAUGCCUUAAAAUUGCGAAGGAAUUGAGAGACAAAGUUAUGGAAGGAACAGCUUACAGCAACCUUGCUAAUGCUUUACAAAGUCUCGGUAAUGUCGAAAAAGCGGUAGAAUACUACAACAUACAUCUUAAAACUGUUAAAGAAACGGGAGACAAAGGUGCAGAGGGCAGUAUUUACGGCAAUCUUGGUAAUGCUUUUCGAUGUUUCGGUGAUUUGCAAAGAGCCAUAAACUACCACAAUCAACAUCUUAAAAUUGCCAAAGAAGUGGGAGACAAAGCUGGAGAGGGAAGUGUUUAUGGUAAUCUUGGCGCUGUCUUGGAAAGCCUCGGUGAUUUAAAAAAAUCCAUAGAGUGCUACAACCUUCAUCUCAAAAUUGCCAGGGACGUAGGAGACAAAGCCGGAGAGGGACAUGCUUAUGGCAAUCUUGGAAGUGCUUUUAGCAGACUUGGUGAUUUUCAGACAGCCAUAAGCUACCACAACCAACAACUUGACCUUGCCAAGGAAUUGGGAGACAAAGUUGCGGAGGGGAGUGCUUAUGGCAAUCUUGGCACUACUUUUUACAGUCUCGGUGAUUUUCAAAAAGCCGUAGACUACCACAAAUUGUGUCUUAAAAUUGCGAAGGAAGUAGAGAACAAGAAUCUAGAAGGACAGGCGUAUGGCAAUCUUGGAAUCGCUAUAAAUAGCCUUCAUGAUGACUUCGAAACAGCUCUGGACUACUUUAACUUGUCACUUCAAAUUUCCAAAGAAAUUGGAAACAAGAUUGAGGAAGGAAAUUCGUAUUCUCAUAUCGGCAAUACCUUCCAGAUUCUCGGUGAUUACGAAAAAGCUUUAACCUACUAUAACUCAUGCCUCACGCUUGCCAAAGAAACCGGGGACAAAUAUUUGGAAGGAAGUACGUAUGCCAAUCUUGGAAAUGCUUUUUACAGCCUCGGUGAUUUUGAAAAGUCAAUAGACCACCACAAUCUACACCUUGGAAUUGCCAAAAAAAUAGGGAACAAGACUGGGGAAGCGAAAUCAUACCAUGUGCUAGGUGAAAACUUCGAAUCACAGGGUCAUUUACCUGAAGCACAAGAAUGUUACAUGUCAAGUGUUAGGUUGUUGAAUGAAAUUAGAAUUGAUCUUCACUGUGACAAGCUGAAAAUUGGUUUCAGAGAUUUAUGCGAUGUUUCGUACACUCGUUUUUGGAGGAUUUUGUUAAGACAAGAUAAGAUUGUCGAAGCUUUGUUUGCUGCUGCACAAGGAAGAGCCCAAGCUUUAAUUGACCUGAUGGCAUCGAAGUAUGAUAUUCCAACAGGGCCAUCCUCGUUCAGUGAACAAGAAGAUAUGAAAGAUAGUGAGUUGCGCGAUAUUCCAUCAAAUACAGUUUUUCAGGCCAUUGAUAAUGGCGUCAUCAAUGUCUGGGUAAUCUUACAAGACAGAUGCGUCCAGUUUAAACAGACAUUACUUGACGAUCCCCUUGCAGUGGAUGAUACGCCAUCAUUUAUUCAGUCGUUAACACAAGGUGCCUACAGUAAUAUCGGUGUUCGUUCUGGGGUCAAGUGCGAGAAUCGUUCUCUAGAUGCAGUUCGAGAUAGUGACCCCCAGCUGGAAGAAAAACACAAGAAAAGCACUCAUUCAUGGCUCCAAAAGGAGAACUCGUUACGCAGCUUGUAUGACAUCGCAAGUAGGCCGAUUGCGGACCUGGUUCGAGAUAAUGAGCUACUAAUUGUACCAGAUGGUCCACUUUGGUCAGCUCCUUAUGCUGCUUUCUUGGAUGAUAAUUCUAAGCCUCUCUGUGAAUCAUUUCGAAUUCGACUGAUUCCCUCGCUGACCAGUUUGAAAAUAAUCUCUGAGUGUCCGAGACUGCAUCAAAAGGUAAGCGGAGCCUUACUUGUUGGAGAUCCAUGGGUUGCAGAAGUUACUGACAGAAGGGGAAAGAAACUUCUACAACACCUCAAAUUUGCCAAACAGGAAGUAGAGAUGAUAGGUGACAUCCUUAAGGUGAAACCCCUUACUGGAGAAAAAGCAACGAAGCGUGAGGUGUUGAAAGGACUUAGUUCCGUCGCUUUGGUUCACAUUGCAGCACAUGGUCGCAUGGAAUCUGGUGAAAUUGCUCCGGACCCAAAGCGAGCAUCUCGGAUUCCUACGAAGGAAGAUUACAUUUUAACAAUAGCAGAUGUGAUGAAUGUUAAAAUGCGAGCAAAACUGGUUGUCUUGAGUUGUUGUCACAGUGGCCGAGGAGAGAUCAAAGCAGAAGGCGCGGUCGGUAUUGCACGUGCCUUUAUGGGUGCUGGUGCUCGUUCUGUUCUGGUCUCACUAUGGGCGAUCGAUGACGAGGCCAUGCUGGAGUUUAUGAGAGGUUUCUACCAUCACCUGGUGGAAGGGAGAAGUGCAAGCGAGUCCCUAAACCUGGCCAUAAAAAGCCUCAGAGAAUCAGACAAGUACAGUGAUGUGAAAUACUGGGAGCCUUUUGUACUUAUUGGAGAUGAUAUCACUCUAGACUUCACUGAAAGAAAUGAGGCAUCGUAA
Molecule: messenger RNA, 3949 nt
Organism: Porites lobata
Lineage: Eukaryota; Metazoa; Cnidaria; Anthozoa; Scleractinia; Poritidae
Source: the annotation of a GenBank genome assembly